CGAUCAGCUGGGUGUUGUGUAGAGUGUGCUUGCAAUGCUCGUCUCCGUGAAAAUCUCUAAGGACAUCGUCUGUCUCGCCCGUUAACACAGACCGGGGCAACCGGCGACGGGUCACAAGGACAUUAAAUCCAGGAAUAAUCGAGGGGAAAAAUAAUAAUAAUGGCACCUGAUAGGCCCGACAGUUCCGGAAUGGAGACCGCUUGCGGUCUGGGUGUGACACGUGUCCUGAACAUUGGAGAAGCUGCAUUGACAUUAAAAGAGGGGGACAAUGCCAGUGGUUUUGGCGAGGGAACUAGUCCAGGUGCAACGGUGGAUGUCGUCGACGAUAAUAAUCCAUCCGGGGCUAAAGGGGCAACCGAGGGUAGUGGUAAACACAGUCAGGAUGAUGAUCUUACGUCGUUAGCAUGGCUGCACCAGCAGAAUCUUCUCAAAGGUCUCGAGAUAUCCAGCCCCACGAAAGUUAUCAAGGAUGAAAAUAUUUUGAAUAACAAUAAUAAUGAUGGGGAAAGCGCUGAUUUAUCUGAGAAUACGAAUUCUGUAUCCAGCUUGGAUGAUGGAUAUUACCCAGAGAGCAAUGGAAAGUCUCCAGUGAAUGGAAAGACCCAGAAUUAUUCGAGUCCAGGGAAAAACUACGAGAAGACAGUGCAGUUGUAUUCAGAUUCUGUGAAAUUGACGUAUCCAACUCAACCGAGUAAUCAAGCUAAGAUAUCACUGAACAAUAAUAAUCUGCCGGUGUCGAAUCGCAAUAAGCAUCCAACCCACAUACCUUACGAUCCUCAUUUGCAUAGAAACAGCAAACCACCGUAUUCAUUCUCAUGUCUGAUAUUCAUGGCUAUCGAGGACAGUCCCGUUAAGGCACUGCCAGUCAAGGAAGUCUACGCUUGGAUACUCGAUCAUUUUCCCUACUUCCGGAAUGCACCCACUGGCUGGAAGAAUUCGGUCAGACAUAAUCUAAGUCUCAACAAGUGCUUCAGGAAAGUGGAGAAGGCACCGAACCUGGGGAAGGGGUCGUUGUGGAUGGUGGAUGACCAAUACCGUCCGAAUCUUCUGCAAGCUCUCUCCCGGGCGCCUUUUCCUCCGCCAACUGCUCAAAAUCUCUCAUCCCCGGAUAAAAUACCGAAGAAAAAUACAAAUACGAGAUUACCAGAUCCCGUACUGUUUCCGUAUCUAUCGAAGAGGCUAGCAUCAAGCAACAUCACAGACAGUCCAGACCUUGAAUUUGACAGCGAUGUUGACGCAGCUGCUGUCGCAAUGCUCUCGUUUAAACACGGACCAAUUAUUCUCAACCAUAAUAAAGAUCGAAAAAGAAAACAAACGAUUGAGCCUGAAAAAUUGGUGCCUGUUAUCACACGGAGUUCGAGUGAGGAUCACACGUACAGUUGUAUCACUUCUGCCAAAACAGACAGUAUUGCCAGCAAAAGCUCGAGCAACUCAGUGGAGGAGUCAGUGAGUGACGUGGACGAGCAACGAAAAAUAGCAGAGGGUGCGGACGCCCUGUUGAACCUGGCAAGUGUUGCCCUGUCCCACAACAACACGAGUCCACGUCUGAAUCACCACGAGAUUAAAUCCGUGGCCCUUCUGACUGGCACAUCGCCCCCUUCAUCACCAUCACCACCUCCGAAGACAUCGAACCACUCGUCCCCCUCUAAAUCAAAGCGACGCACCACCUCGAAUGACUACUCGAGUCUUCCUGACAAGAGACGCAGACGCUGGCGAGAAUGGGGAGACACCAACAGGUAUCUCAAACAAGUCAAGGGUUAGUGAUCGUUCAUUGUAUUGUCAAUAUUUUUAAAUCAUCACUCUCCCCUGACACAUGUGGCCAAAGUCGUAUUUUUCUCGAGAGGCAGAGGGAGAUGUAAAGAACUUUUUUAAAUUGAUUUGAAUUAGGAAAAAUGGAGAAAAGAUUAUUUAAUUAUGCCAAAUAAUUUGGCAGCACUGAACUAAAAGAUGAAAAAUAACACAAUAAAGAAAAUAUCGAAAUCAAUUAGUUUGAGGUACGUCUGGCGUUAAUUAAUUCAAUCUAAAGAGUGAGUUGUAAAAUCGAGAAUCAACACGUCGAAUCGAAAAUGCGCCCGAUAAAUUUAAAAAAACGAGAAGAAUAAUCGUGAAACGAUGAGAGAAAAAAAUGAAUCUUGUUAGACCUGUUGUGAGGAAUUAUACAUAUUAAUUCAUAGAGAGUUUAACUAAUUAUAAAUAGAGUUCUAUAUUAGUUUCCCUUCUGUAGAUAUGUAUAGAUAUAUAUACAAUUGACAAAGAGGAAGAAAAUUAUAAUAUUCGAAUAGAGAAAUUUAAAUAAUAUAUUUGAGAAGAAAAUAACGACACAAAAAUAAUAAAAAAAAAAUCUAUAACGGUAAAAUACUGCAGCGAAUAAUAGCAAUUUGCACAGUCCAACGGCGGAUGCGAGAGUAAAAGGUGCAUGAACGAAAUGAAAAAUAUAAUAAUGAAACACGAUAAAAAGAGUUGUAUAAUUUUUUGCCUUUUUCUACUUCACUUCGAGCGAGAGCUUUUCCAGUUGAAGAAAUUGUAAUUCUUAACUGUUGCUGUACAACGUAGAAUAGAAUAAACUCAGUGGAUACGCUCAAAGUAAUCGCACCUUGUCACGUAUAUAUUUUUAUCAAUUCGUUCUAUACGAUUCAGUAACAGCCGAUUAUUUCUUUGCAUCAUUCGAGGAGCGAAAUAAAACGUACAAUAAUCUUGAUAUCGAGGUAAAAUUUGAGUUUGCGAGGGGAAUAAAGUGCGAAGACAAGUGAUAACAGUGCGAUUACUUUCGGGAAUAAAAAAAAAUGUUGGCUCAUCCCAGUUAUCUUCUACAUGUAUUAUAGUGAUGGUGAGAAUGAUGAAAAUUGUCAGAUUUUGAGAAGAGAUGUGGUAUAUUUUUACAGGGCACUGCCCGCGUGAUACGAAUAAAGCUCUUCCUAACUUGUUCGCUGUGUAGUUUUUAGGGUAAUCAUGAAAUAUUAAUCGAUAAAAUGCUCAGCGGGAUAAAUAUGAUCAUUGCAAUGCACGCGAGCACUGUAGAAUUUUUAGUCCUAUUAUUUGUUGUUUUAUUAAUGUUUUAAAUUCACUCCGAGACGUUGACGAUAACUUCUUGAACAAGCAUAAUUAUUUUAAUGAAUUGAAAUUCUAUUCGUGUCAGUCGUUGAAAUGAAAUUCAGCAAGUACCACGCAAUAACCUCGAUAAGAACGAGAAAAAUAAACCAAACAUCACAACCACUCUUUGAAAUAAUUUUUACUUUCGUAGAAUAAGUCCGUUCGUUGCGGCUGAAGGUUUGUUCUUCCAUAUAGCUUAUUCUAAACUAAUUGAGUAGGAAUUCACCAGACCCAACGCACUCGGGACUGGUCCACAAUGUUUAUCACAACUAGGACAUGAGUAGAGCUAACAGUUAAGUCAGAUGUGGGUGAUCUAUCACCCAGAGAAAUAAGAUACAAAAUUUUAAUAAAUAGUGACAUAGUCUAAUUUAAGACAGAACGAAAUACUAAAGCAAAAUGAAAAUACAUGCAAUAUACCAGUAAUAUCUGAUAUCGGAUGAAAUACUCUAGUCGGCCGGUACUUUUUCAAGUGACUCAAUUUGUUGUCCGAUGAACCAUGAGAAAUGUACAGUAUGUGGGAGGAGCUAUAUAUAUGUAUGAUAAUGAAAUCUUGUAGACUCAAAUGAUCGUUAUUUUCUUGAUAUUUUCAAUCAAGUCUUUUGAAUAUGAGAAUAUUUCAAUCAAGUGACGAUUGUACUGUGACUCGCCCGUUAUGUUCUAUUUUUUACGCUCGACGUAAUUUAUCAAGAACUUCGGGUGAGCAGGGAAUAUUUACCCAUCCAACAAUUGUAUGGUAACGAGUUAGUGACGAAAGGGAAAGAAUUAUGCUGAGAAUAUCAAUAUACAGGGGGACAUCAGCACAGAAAAAUAGUCGAUAAAAAAAUUCAAUUAUUUCGAGGGAUAGAUUAUUUCAGUUUUUGAUGGACCAAUUUUUUUUACAUUUCGUCAAUGAAAAUUUCCUCCACUUGGUUUCUACGAUGGAAAACAAGGUACAGCGAAAAUAAAUAUCGAGAGAAAAAUCAAAAUGAAAAAAGUAUUUAAUGCAAUUAACGCAGAGAUCGAUAGAUUUUUCUGUUAGUUGACGUUUUUUUUUUUGUGGUAGUGGAUGGGAAAUUGUAAAUGUGAAAUGAAAAUUAUUGGUUCAGUCAUUUUUCGAGGCAUUAAUAUUGCUAUUUUUCAUUGUUUAUUUAUCGAUAAAAUUUGUAAGAUUGAUGCUGAUGUCACCCUGUAUAUGAGAGCCAUUUACACACCCAGCCACGGACAAUCAAAAUGCCACAUGGUGUUUCAUUUGCUUCAGUUGCUAUGACAUUGUGCCAAACCGAAUGAUGAAAGCGUUAUUGAUAAUUAGG
Messenger RNA from Fopius arisanus, 4379 nucleotides. Its product is annotated as forkhead box protein N3. Lineage: Eukaryota; Metazoa; Arthropoda; Insecta; Hymenoptera; Braconidae. Bases 160 to 1761 code for a protein of 533 amino acids. Gene Ontology annotation, biological process: regulation of DNA-templated transcription. Gene Ontology annotation, molecular function: DNA-binding transcription factor activity; cis-regulatory region sequence-specific DNA binding. The record is from RefSeq and is a predicted model, not a curated record. Gene Ontology annotation, cellular component: nucleus. The transcript is spliced from 6 exons.